UUUUUUUUACCACAUGACUGAUUGAAAAAAAAAAGCCUCUUCUAACAAAAAGAAAUCUCUUACUUUUUUUCAUUCCCAGUGUGCAUUUAAAAGAAUGGGAUUCCCAAUUUUUUUUCUUUUCUCACUUUCCUUCCUACUUUUUUUUAUUUUUUUUAUUUGAAUGACUGAUUUUUCGUGGUAUUCUCGUUCUACCAUGUCUUUUCCUUCUACUGAUAUUAUGACUCAAGCUAAUGCUAACAAUGAAGUAAUGAACCAUCAACUUCAACUGUUUUAUCGUCAAUUACCACCUAUUCCUACAACUAACUCCGCUACUGAAACCACUACUGCUGCUGCUACUCCUGUUCCUCCAAGCCCUACUUCUGGUCUGGGUCCUACAUCUUCGUCCUCUUGGCAUGAACCUAUUGUGGAAUCUGUACAUCAUGGUCAUCCUACUCCUACUCCUUCUAGUGAAAAGAAACGCUCUCGACAAAUUUCUUCCAUCACUCAAGAUGUUCGUGUGGAAAAAAAUACUCAAGGCAAACCUCCUUAUUCUUAUGCUACUUUGAUUCGUUAUGCUAUUGAAAAUAGUCCUGCUCAAAAAUUGACUUUGAAUGAUAUCUAUAGUUGGGUAUUAGAACAUUACUCUUACUAUAAAACUGCUGGUUCUGGUUGGAAGAACUCUAUUCGUCACAAUCUCUCUUUGAACAAAAGUUUUAUUCGUGUUGCUAGACCUAUCAAUGAACCUGGUAAAGGUUCUUAUUGGAUGAUUGAUUACAAUGCUGCUGAAAACGAAUUACGCGCCAAGCAAACCUAUCGUGGUCGAACAAGUCGAGCAGCAAGUGAUGCUGCUACAACAACGCCUCCUACUUAUCGAAAUCCUCCAUCUUCUUCAACCAUGCGUCGACAUUCUGAUACUCGUUAUUUCACCAAUGCCACUAUGAAUCCAUCUACUUCAGCUCCUUUUAGUACCACAUCUGCUGUUACUCCAACUCCCACAACCACCACUACAACUUUACCAACAACAAAUGCUUCUACCAUGGCUACCCCUGCUGAUUAUUAUUACUAUUAUCAACCUUAUAAUGGCUAUCGGUCUUCCAACACGAUAAUGCGGGAUUAUGCAAAUGUGCAGCAUCAUAGUAGUUGUCAUCUUUAUAAUGGUGGUGACAUGCAUCAUCAUCAUCAACAACAACAACAACAACAACAUCAUCAUCAUACUCACCAACAUCAUCAACAACCUUAUUCUAAUGCUUCUUCUGCUAUUGCCACUACUACUACUACAAGUUCGUCGUCAUCAUCGUCAUCGCUAUCAUCAUUAGCAUCAUCAACGUCUGAUCGACCUUUAUCACCAACACCAUCCAACCUUUUCCCACCUGAAUUGUCGGUAACAUUAUCAACCGUUGCUAGUCCACAUUCAUCACUAUCAGAAGAACACCUUGGUUCUCCUUUACCUCAACAUUUCACAAUGUCAACACCUGAUGAUCAAGAUAAACCAAGAAAACGUUCAAAAUGUCAUCAUCAUCAACAAAAAUCUACUUUGGAAUCCGAUCCCUCUAUGCAAUGGCCUGUUGUUAUCUAGUUUUAUUCUUUCUACCUUGUACCUUGCUUUACCUUUUUUUUUUUUAUAUAUAUACAUAUACUUAUACAUAUUCAUUACUCAUAUAUUCCCUUUUUUUUAUAUAUUUUUCUUUCACAUACAAAACCAAAUAUCUAUCCAUUUUGUUGAUUUGUUUUAUACUUAUAUCCCCUUUUUGAUAACAAAAAAAAAAAAAUGGAAAUUCACAAAAUAAUCAUCUUCUUUUUUGUAUAUAGUUUAGUAUUGUUUCUCCUUAAAAACCCAAAAAAAAAAAAUAUAAAAUAAAAUUGGAUUGCCCACACUCCCCCUUAUCAAACUUCACUGACAAAUCGUCAUCAUUAUCAAUAAAGGCGUAUUUUUUUUUUUUGUCCACACUCA
Messenger RNA from Halteromyces radiatus, 1930 nucleotides. Its product is annotated as fork head domain-containing protein. Gene Ontology annotation, molecular function: DNA-binding transcription factor activity, RNA polymerase II-specific; RNA polymerase II cis-regulatory region sequence-specific DNA binding. The record is from RefSeq and is a predicted model, not a curated record. Gene Ontology annotation, biological process: regulation of transcription by RNA polymerase II. The transcript has 2 exons. The coding region runs from base 161 to 1555 and encodes 464 amino acids. Gene Ontology annotation, cellular component: nucleus. NCBI's taxonomy places the organism in Eukaryota, Fungi, Mucoromycota, Mucoromycetes, Mucorales, Cunninghamellaceae.